AUGAUUCUUUUCUUUAUCUUUGCCUUGCUUGUCGGCUCAGCCGGCCCUCAAAAACCUGACAAUGAGAAGACAAACUUCGAAGACUAUGAAAAAUUAAAGAAGGAAGGUGAUAAAUGUCCAGAUACAACAUGCCCAAAGGAAAAACCUCAACCAAAAUACUGGGAUCCUGCUGAAGAAUUCACUUUGUGA
Molecule: messenger RNA, 189 nt
Organism: Trichomonas vaginalis G3
Lineage: Eukaryota; Parabasalia; Trichomonadida; Trichomonadidae
Exons: 1
Coding region: 1-189 (62 amino acids)
Source: RefSeq, a predicted model, not a curated record